CAAGCUCAACAUUUAUGUACUGUUGUUUUGAACGGCUAAACAAAUAGUAUUUCAAGGCUGAUUGCCAGACGUUUCGAAACUGCGCGCAUUUUAAAUGGCCGAUGAGAAGCCACGAAGAAAACUAAUUUUACAUUUUGAUGCCAGGAAUACUUUAUUUCUGUCAGAUAAAAGUUAUCGUUUUACUAUUGAGGAAGCCCUUAAUAAUUACAUUUCUGGAAUUGUUUGGGGUCAAUUAAAAAAUAAAUCUGAAAGCAAUGAAAUUAAUGAUGCACAAAACAACUCUGAAACUUUCCUAUCAACGAAUUCUAAUCCAGAUCAUUCAACUGAUCCUAUUGAAACAAAUGAAAGUCAAAAUAUAAACUCUGUAAAAUCUCAAGUCCUUAAUGAAAUGAAUCAAAAUGAAAAUCAUGAACAUAACUCUUGCAUAGCAACAACAACUACAACUGGUAACCGUCAACCUUAUGAAGGUGAAAAUUUUGAAAAUUUAACAUCAAAUGAAUUAGCUAAUUUUAAAGCAACAUUAACAUAUUGGAAUCGUUUGCCAGAACCAUUAUGUAUACGUCAACCAAUCCCUAAUUCAAUAAGUAUCUAUAAACUAUUAGAAAAACAAAUUGUUAAAUUAACAUCAGAUAGAGGUAGAAUAAGAAAAUAUUUAGGUAAUUUUACACAAACUCCUGAAGGUUUACCAUUUCGUCAAUUAUUUAAUGAACAUUUAGAAAUGUUAAAAUUAACCCCAUUGGAAUCAAGUAAUUCACCAUAUUGUUUAUGUGUAAAUAGUGGAAAAACUACUACUAAUACUACCGAUACUACUAACACUACUACUACUCAUACUACUAACAAUACUACCUAUACUACUCAUACUACCGAUACUACUAAUACUACCAAUGCUACUAAUAACAAUGAUGAUGAAUAUUAUCAUUAUUUAAUGCCAGCAUUUUAUCGUUUAUUAACAUUGCUUAUUGAAACUAAACGUCAAUUUGCUAUAUUUAUACGUACAUAUGGUAAAGAUGGUGAACAUAUAUUAUCUGCAAUUGAAGCUUAUAUUCAUGGAAAACAUUCACAAGAGAAAGCCCCUAUAAAUGCUAAACAAUUUCUACCAAUUGAUUAUACUAAAUGGUAUUUAAAACGUUCUGAACAUGAACCAAUGUUUCAAUUAUUAAAAGAAAUCCAUAAUGAUGAUGAUCCGAAUGAUGAUAAACAAUUAAUCAAUAUAUCUAAGGAUCCAUAUGAAAUUUAUCAAAUAUGGUCGAAACAAAUUGGUGUGAUUAAUAUAACAGAUGAUUUCAUGUAUUGGAAACAACAUAAUUAUCAUUAUAAAUCAUCAAAACCAUUAUGGUUUAAUCCAAAUGAUAAAUAUAUACAACAUAUAUUAUUUGAUGAUAAUAUACGUUUUGAAGAAGAUGGUUCUAAUGUGAUUGAUUUAUAUCAAUUUGAUAACAAUACGUUUACUAAUAAUAAUUAUACUACUGAUAAUAAUAUAAGUAGUCAAAAACUAAAAUCAAAAGAAUUUCAUUCAUGUUAUAAUCUUGAUAUGAAUGAUGCAAUGAAAUGGGAAAAUAUUUAUUAUGUGCAAGCAGAUUUAUUAGAAAUAAUUAAAAAUAGAAAUUAUUUUAUUGAAAAAGUUAAUGAAUGUGAAAUGAAUUUAGAUCGUAUACAAAAUGAACUUAUGUAAUAGUAUAGUCAUUAUAGUUUUCCAAAAACAAAAAAAAGAAAAGAGAAAAGAGAAAAAAGAAAAGAGAGAAAAAGAAAAGAGAGAAAAAGGAAAAAGAGAAGAAACGAUAAAUCCUCCUUAUAUCAAAAUUGUCUGUACAUAUAGUACAGUUGUAAUUUGUUCAUUUGAUUUUGCACUCAUGUGUUCAUAUGCUACUUAUAUGAUACUUAUUUAUAAGAUUACUGAUUGUACCAAAGAUGUUACAUGCACAAUGAGACUAAGUUGAAAUGUUUAACUUUUCUUUUUUUAUCCUCAUUAUUAUUCUUUUCUUUUUAAACGUAGCAUCUAUGUAGAGAAACCUUCUUUUAUAAGAAUAAAAAUAAUUUUGAU
Molecule: messenger RNA, 2041 nt
Organism: Schistosoma rodhaini
Lineage: Eukaryota; Metazoa; Platyhelminthes; Trematoda; Strigeidida; Schistosomatidae
Source: the annotation of a GenBank genome assembly